AUGGCAGCCUCCACCGCCCCCUGCCUCCUGCUGGCGCUGCUGCUCGUCGCCGGCCACGGCGUGGCGGGGGCGUCGGGCAUCCGGGUCGACGUCAUCCGCCUCCCCUCGGCGCCGCCGUUCCCGGCGUUCCGCGAGGCCCCCGCGUUCCGGAACGGGGACGAGUGCCCGCCGCGGGGCUCCCCGGAGGGCCGCGUCGACGUCGCCAUGACGCUGGACGCCAACUACCUGCGGGGCACCAUGGCGGCCGUCUUCUCCAUCCUGCAGCACACAGCGUGCCCGGAGAGCGUCGCGUUCCACUUCCUCGCAGCGCGCCGGGACGGGCCGGACCCGCUGGCGGCGAUCCGCGCAACGUUCCCGUACCUGGACCCCACCGUCUACCGCUUCGACCCGUCGCGGGUGCGGGGGCGCAUCUCCCGCUCCGUGCGCCACGCGCUGGACCAGCCGCUCAACUACGCGCGCAUCUACCUCGCCGACACGCUCCCCGCCGACGUGCGCCGGGUCAUCUACCUCGACUCCGACGUCGUGGUCGUCGACGACGUCCACAAGCUCUGGUCCGUGGACCUCGGCGGCCACGUCGUGGCGGCGCCCGAGUACUGCCACGCCAACUUCACCAAGUACUUCACCGACGCCUUCUGGUCGGACCCGGAGCUCAGCGCCACCUUCCGCGGCCGCCGGCCGUGCUACUUCAACACGGGCGUGAUGGUGAUGGACGUGGCCAAGUGGCGCCUCGGCGGCUACACCCGGCGGGUGGAGGAGUGGAUGGCGGUGCAGAAGCAGAAGCGGAUCUACCACCUGGGCUCGCUGCCGCCGUUCCUGCUGGUGCUCGCCGGCGACAUCAAGGCCGUGGACCACCGGUGGAACCAGCACGGGCUCGGCGGCGACAACAUGGAGGGCAAGUGCCGGAGCCUGCACCCGGGGCCCAUCAGCCUGCUGCACUGGAGCGGCAAGGGCAAGCCAUGGCUGCGGCUCGACUCCAGGAAGCCCUGCACCGUCGACUACCUCUGGGCGCCCUACGACCUCUACAAGGCUGCGGCGACCGCGCUCGAGGAGUGAUCGAGUCCGGUGGCGCGGCAAGCGAUCGAUCGAGCAUAUGGGAGCGAGUCCGGAGGGCAGACGACGGCCGAUCGAGGUGGGGGGAGAGGAAGCUAGCAGAGAUGAGCAGACCAGCGCAUGCAGGGCAAUGCAACGAACGCCUGCACACUUGUGUCUCGAUCGAGGUGUGGUUGCGUGCGAUGCAAUGCAAGUGCGACGAAAUCCGAGUCGGGGUGUGGAUGGAAGAAGGGGGAGUUGGCCGGAGGAAGAAGAUGAUCCGAGGGUGAUGAUCGAUGCGAGUAGGAGGGGAUGAGCAAGGCCUCCUGUUUUGGGUUCUCAUGUACGGGCACAAUUCGAUCGGUCUGCCCUUGGACUCGUCGUGUUUGUAUAGGUCAUGUGGUCAGUGGGGCUGGGGUGUUAAUUUGUAAAGAGAUUAGGGGUGGUGCAGUGGGAGAAUACACUAACAAAAGCAUGUUGUAUGUUGCGUGUACUACUAAACACACACACAAACACAAAACACACAGAGAAAUCAAACGAUUACGAACCAUGUCAUUCGACGA
Molecule: messenger RNA, 1592 nt
Organism: Panicum hallii
Lineage: Eukaryota; Viridiplantae; Streptophyta; Magnoliopsida; Poales; Poaceae
Product: probable galacturonosyltransferase-like 4
Exons: 1
Coding region: 1-1053 (350 amino acids)
Cellular component (GO): Golgi apparatus
Molecular function (GO): glycosyltransferase activity
Source: RefSeq, a predicted model, not a curated record